CUAACUAUCUAUUUUUAGUGCCUCUGUCACAAUAAACUGUCCAACUCAAUCAAACAACUCCAAAAUUGUAAAAAUCCUUUCUGCAGUGACGACACCAAAGGCAAUGAUACGAAAAGCUGGUUGAAGAUCAACCAUCAGACCCAACCCAUUUUUUACAUGAAGUCCAAGUGAAGUCCAGCAAAAUAGGUAGCAGAAGCAGAAGAUACAGUGCUAGAGGAAUCAUGACCAGACCCCCCAAUGAAAAUUUGCCCACUGUUAAAUUGGUAGUUGUUGGUGAUGGUGGUGUGGGCAAGAGUGCCAUCACCAUACAAUUCUUUCAAAAACUUUUUGUUACUGAUUAUGAUCCGACUAUAGAAGACAGUUAUAUUCAGCAUGUUGAAGUUGAUGGUCAAUGGUGUAUUCUUGAUGUUUUGGAUACAGCUGGUCAAGAAGAAUUUAGUGCCAUGAGAGAACAGUAUAUGAGAAAAGGAGAUGGUUUUUUAUUAGUUUAUUCUGUUACUGAUCGAAAUAGUUAUGAUAAUAUAAUACAUUUUCAUACACAAAUUUUAAGAGUAAAAGACAGAGAUGUUUAUCCAAUGUUAUUGGUUGCAAAUAAAGUGGAUUUAGUUCAUUUACGUAAAGUAAGUGAAGAACAAGGAAGGGAGCUUGCUCACAAACUUGGUAUUCCAUACAUUGAAACAAGUGCUAAAGAUCCACCAUUAAAUAUUGAUGCCACUUUUCAUGAGGUGGUACGUAUUGUCCGCAAUCAACCUCAGGGAGAUGACAAACGAAAAAGGAAGAAGUUACAAAAGCUUGGCAAAUGUGUUCUGCUUUAAAUAAUCGAAAGUUUUCACAUUUUUUUCUUUUCCAAUUAGGUUUAAUUGGUAAACUUUAUUGUCAGUUAGAAGUUAAAUGAUAUGGUUAUGGAAAGGGAAAGAAGCUUUGCAUAAAAAAUAUAUAAAAUUUAAUGAGGUAUUAGCUUUUGAUGUGUAAAUGUGAAAGUAAUUUUCUAGUGGUUGAAGUUUGUGUUUUUGUCUUUAGAAUUGUAAAUGGUUUUAAUGUUGAUUGGCUUAUGACAUUCUAAAUUCUAUAAUGAGCAUCAAAAACGUUGUUAAUUACUUAAAGUAAGAACUUUAAAUUAAAAUAUUGAAAUGUUUAGCAAGUACGAGAAAAUAUUCUCAGCAUAAUAGAAAAUUACUUUCUUAAAACACUGAUGGUGUGUUUGCAGGAGCCAAAGAAAUAGACAUUUUGCACAACGGACCAAAGUUGCUCACUUAAAAAAGGCUUAGUCAAAAGAGUUGUUGUUUAAACAAACGUAAAGAAUUUUUUACAAAGUUUUUUUUUACAUAAAGCAAUGUUGUUCAUUUUUAUACAACUUCUUUUAUAGCAAAAGCGUUUUAUUCUUUUAUAAUCAUCAAAUUCUUACUUGGGGUCUAUUUUAUCUGUGAUUUGAAAAUAACCAAAAAUUUUGUUUUUGCAAUUUAUUCUCUGUUUUCAUAAUUUUAUAUUAAGUAUAUGUUAUUGUUUAUAUGUUUACAUCUUUAUUAAACGUAAUAAGCUUUAAAAAGAAAUAACAAUCAAGACAACAGAAAAGUGUGACAAAAAUAAUCUAUAUACUUUGUGCAAUUUCGACUGUGCAUGUCGUUUAUUUACGACAUUUUUAUAUACUUACUUUUUUGAUACAAAUUCUUAGUUUUUAAAUUUCAAUGUUAUGUGCAUGACGUGUAAUUAUUAAAAAUACAAUUAAAUA
Onthophagus taurus is the source of this 1729-nucleotide messenger RNA. RefSeq names its product ras-related protein M-Ras. Gene Ontology annotation, cellular component: membrane. The record is from RefSeq and is a predicted model, not a curated record. Gene Ontology annotation, biological process: signal transduction. NCBI's taxonomy places the organism in Eukaryota, Metazoa, Arthropoda, Insecta, Coleoptera, Scarabaeidae. Gene Ontology annotation, molecular function: GTP binding; GTPase activity.